Messenger RNA from Lagopus leucura (white-tailed ptarmigan), 4538 nucleotides. RefSeq lists its product as uncharacterized. Lineage: Eukaryota; Metazoa; Chordata; Aves; Galliformes; Phasianidae. The coding region runs from base 1 to 3669 and encodes 1222 amino acids. The transcript has 24 exons. The record is from RefSeq and is a predicted model, not a curated record.
AUGUUCCAGGAGCUGGGCAGAAGGAAGACUGCCUGCCCUGUCCACCAGGCCACUGGUGCAAAGCAGGUUGGAGUCUGGGAUAAUAGACACUACUGCUUUGGAAGUAAUGGCAGUGACCAAGACAGUCUGUUGGCACCUCAGAAAUGCCCUCCACAUACUUACCGCAAGCUCCCAGGAGCUCAGAGCCUGACAGAUUGCCAACCAUGUCCUCCAGGCUAUCACUGCCCUCUGUCAGGUCUAACCAGUUUUGAGGAUUAUCCAUGCCCACUGGGAUACUGGUGUCCUGGUAAAGGGGAUGCUUUCUUUUGUCCACCUGGCACUUCCAGGGUACACCCUGGUGCAAAAUCACUGGAAGAAUGUGAUCCCUGCUCAGCUGGCUACUACUGUCCAGACCCAGCACAGACAGGGCUGCCUAACACCCAAGGAGUACCUUGUGAACCUGGCUAUGAAUGCCCAGCAGGUUCAGUCAAUCCAAAGCCUUGCAGGCCUGGCUCAUACUGCAGUGCUCGCACAGCUGUGCCCUCCUUGUGCCCUGCUGGGUAUUACUGUCCUGAAGGCUCAUCAACAUACAAUAGCCCUGAGCAGCUAUGUGUGUUUCCCUAUUACUGUCCCCCAGGCAGUGCCCACCCACUGCCCUGUGAAGGAGGAUACAUGGCUCUCAGCUCGCCUGGGCCAAGGGAUUCCUUUGAGAAGUUCUGCAGAAUCUGUGAUGCAGGCAGCUAUCGUAAUGACUCUUUCAUCUCUGCUCCCUGUCAGCCCUGCCCAGCAGGCUUCAUCUGCCCACAAGGCAGUGAGACUUACCACAAGAAGCCUUGUCCCGUUGGCUAUUACUGCCCUCCCCUGGCAUCUGCCCCUCUCCCCUGUCCCCCGGGGACCCAUGGGAGCAACAACUUGGCCAAGCAUAUAGAGGAUUGUCAGGCCUGUCCUGCUGGCACCUUCAAUCACCUUCCUGCUCAGGCUGCCUGCUUUCCCUGUGGCAGCUCCUCUUCAUCACAGUCGGGUGCUACCAGCUGUACCUGCCAUGGGCUGAACCGGGCUUUCCAGCACUCAGAUGCCUCCUGUAUCUGCCAGGCAGGUUACAUUUACUAUGAUGAGCGAGGCAAGGAAAACUCUGACAGCAACAGUGAUCAGGACUGCCGACCUCAGGUGGACGAGCUCUGUGCUCCUGGAGAGAUCCGUUUAGCAUCUACACGCCGCUGUGUUUCUCCUGAGCAAUAUGACUGCUCUCCAUCUUGUGGGCCUGCGGGUGGAGAGGUCAAUGCAGAGCUGGGCAUAUGUCACUGCAAACAGUACAUCUCUGCUGAGGAGCUCUGUGACCAAAUGUGUUUGCUGAGAGCCCCACGGAUCUCCUUGGGAUUUGGCAUCAAGAGAGAGCUGUUUCUGAGGGUGGACGGUGGAGUCAGGGAAGUGACAAAUGUUCUGGGCCCAGAUGAACAUGUGCAGAAGAGCCAGAGGGUGCAUUUGGUUCUGUUUAAUCCCAGCGGAGUGCUAGGUUUCAUUGUCUCCAGCAUGGAUAUCUUGGAUGCAUUUCUCUCAGGAGAUUUUUCAUCAGAUCACUUGGAGCAGAAAGGUCAUCGAGUCCAGAGGGCUCUCUUCAAAGAUAUCCAUGCCUUGCCCCUUGUCCCUAACCCAGUGGUAUGUUUGGAAGCAGGAGACACAAUCCUUUUUCAGCUUAGCAUCAAUUCUCACAAUCGUGCAUCCAGCCACUACCCUGUUUAUCAGAAGCAGCAUCUUUAUAACAGCAACCCUAGCUGGGAUUAUGGAGCCUUCCGAAGGCUGGACCACCUCAUCCAGGAGACUCACCUCAACAUCUCCUGGUUUGCCCAUGUUUUCCUGGAGUCUGGGACAUUUGUAUUCAGGGAUAAGACCAUUCAGGAGCACUUUUUGAUUGUGACUGUGAACGAAGCAAAUGUGGGCUGUGACCCCAGAGAUGUGUCCUUCCAGCCCUCUUCUCUGUUCCAGCUGGCCAGACAUGGGAUUUUGAAGCAGCAGGAACUGAACUUAGCUCCUAACUGGGCUUCCAUUAUAGCGGUGCUCUUCAUUCUGGGCUUCCUAAUUGUGCUGCUGACAACCCUGGCUAUUGUGCUGCAGCCCACUGUUCCUGUCCUCAGUCCUCUGAGGAGCUGGAAGCCACGAUGGAGGAGCUUGGGUGAGCCGCACAUCCCACCAGAAUACAUCCUUCUUAAAGAAAGCCUUCUGUACUAUCAGAUGCUUGGUCCUCGUGGUUCUGGAGGAGAUGCUGCCUUUGGAGAAAAAGGAGCUGUGCGUAAUGAAGAAGGAUGUUGCGCAGUGAAAGACCUGGAGGAUUUCAGUGUUCGCACUCUGUACGAUAAGUUGGAAGAUCAGAAUUUGCACCUGGCAGCUCAGCUGGCAAAGCACAGGAGGGAUGUGUUGGUGUUCUACAAUGGAAUCAGCCAGCAGCUUCAAGGUGCACUGCAGCAAGAGGCAAUGGAAUUGAUGAAAGCAUUGGAAAUCCUGCUUGGGAGAGCUCAGCCUAAGAACACGAAACAAGAGAUGGAGCAGCAGGUCCAUGGACAGGACAUGGUGGCAGUUUUACCCUCACUGCACAGUGAAAGUAAAGCAAAAGUAGUGGAAGGGCAGGGUUAUAAGCUGCCUGAGCAAGAAGAGCUCUUCCGUAGGAGGGGUGAUGUCUUCAGCUUCCCUGUGCAUGAAGAAUGCGAGAAAUGCUUAAGAGGCAAUUCCUCAGAGGAUAUGAGGAGUACCCUCAUCCCCAUGGAUCCAGCCACUUUGUCACCUCACCAGUUUGUGGUGUACCGCUUUGGCUGUGCAGUGGUGCACCUGUUAACCAAGGCCUUCUCAUGUCCUGCUUUGGUGCUCAUGCUGGCUCAGUCCAUUCCUGCCCAAGGUCCAGAUCAAGCUCUUCUCCCAGGCUUCGGAGACUCCUACUACGAUGCCAUUAAUAAGAACCUGUAUGUGCAUGCAGCAAGGCUGGAGGAUGCUGGGGAGCUUAUUGCUGUCCUCCUGAACACUGUGGCAUGGAUUGCAGCAGGUUGUCCCUCAGCUGGCGCUGCUCAUUCCUGCUUUAUGAUGGAGCUCAACAGAGCUAUUGUGGUUCUCGCCAAUGCCUUCUUCCAGGUUUCAUGGGGGAUAGCAGACAAGGACCCCUCAGCCUCAUCUGAUUGCUUUGACAUUCAGAAAGUGCUCAAAGAACUUCUGAACAUCAGAGUAGCACCACAUCCCCGUGUGAAGGGAAAAGCCCUGGGUGAAAGGGUGUCUGGACUGCAAAAGUACCAGUGCCUUCAUCUGCAACAGGGGACCCUAGACAGGAUGGGAAAUUCACAGAGAAGUGACUACAGGAGAAAUUCAGACUCCUCUUCUGCUAAGCUGGAGGUUACACAACUGGAGGAGAGGCUGGAUGAACUAAACGAGGCGUUUGUUGAAUUGACAGUGCAGGCCAUGAGUCUGCAAGAAGAUGGGGAUCUGUUGGAGAAAGAGCUGAGAACACAGGAGGAGUCACUUGUGACUGCAAGCAAGAAAGAAGCGUGGGGAGCUCAGCAGUAUUCUGAAAUGUUAGAUUCUUGGGCCACAAAGAGGGAUGAAGCCUUGCUGCUGGAAGUAGAGAGGAACUGCAUUGCUCAGAGGAUCGAAGAGAUAGAAGCCCAGCUAUUGCAUCUUCAAAGUACAGCAGCCAGCAGUUCACUUCCUUGAGGAACCUAAUUUAAAAGGCAAUGGCUACAGCAUUGAUGUGUAUGUAAUUAGAGAGGCACAUGAUCAAUUAUCUUGUGGAUAAUUCAUAUUUGUUGGGUUUUUUAGUUGAUUGAAGUAUACUAAUGCUCAGCUAUCAAUAAUGUGUAGGCAUGAGGGAUAAGCUGAGGUUCUUAACAUUUUUCACUAAUUUUAGAAUUUCUUUUUUAAGUCAGUAAAGCAGAAAUGAUGUGAAGCCACUAAUGGCCCCUACUUAAUGUGUUCUGUAUAGCCUCUGACAUCUGACAUCAAGGGUAUUUUUGAGGAUCUUUUAGGUACAGUUUAGAGCCUUACUUCUAAGCCUUGCCCAGCAACUCCACACUGCUAUGCAUGUUUUCGGUGUAAUCUUACUGAUCUCAGUGAGGUGUGAGUACACUUAAAUUAUUCCCUGUAGUGAUGACUGCAGCAAUUUGUGUAGCUUCUGGUAUAGCUUCCUGCUCCAUCUCUUUCUGCACAGCUUUCCUUAGUUCCAGGUGAAGUAGAACAACAUAAAAUUGCUUGACUGUGAGCCAGUACAAUGCCUGGGCAAACCACACAGGUAGGCUUCAGCCAGCUAUUUCCAACAACAAAGCCAGUUCUCUUUUCAUUCUGCAGUAUUUACUGAAUUGCUUAUGCGUGAAGAAACUUGUGUACCUGCUCUUUCCUGGUUCCUAAACACAAAUCUGUCCUUACUCAUUCUCCCUUAGCAGAGUGUAUUAAUUAGAGGGUGAGACUUCAGUGCCAAGGAGCCCAGACAGAAGCCCUCGACUCUGGUCUCACUUACUGGUGUCUCUGGUGGAUCCAGAGGAACUUCAUGUUCUUUUUCUCUCACCUUCUCAUUUUGCUGUUUACAA